UUUCCCUGCGCAGCCGUGCGUGUGCUCGAGGCGUCCCCAGUUGCGCGGUGCGCGGGGCUCCGAGAGGGCCGAUAGCGGCGGUGUGCGAGCAGUUGUUAUCGUGCCUGUGUGCACGCUAUCCUAUCAUCGCGGCCGUGGCCUGCGUCGCCGAAGGGCAGCCGCAGGCGUGCCAACGCUGCUCGCGUGUCGGACCGCCACUGCUGCCAAGAGGAACCGGGUCCCCGAAAUCUAUAGAGCCAUGGCCGAGCCCCCGUCGUCGCGCAUCCCGGUGCUGCAGCGCGCCGACGGUUCCUGGACCACCGUGGAGCACAAGCUGCGCCAGCUCGACGACAUGGCCGAGCCGGGCGCCUACGUGCGCCUGCUGGCCGCCUGCUGCCGGGACAGCGUGCAGGCUGCGCGCGCCAUGCAGGCGCAGCUCGACGCAGCCAGGGCCGAGGUGAACGCGCUCCGGCUGCAGCUGCGCAAGAGCGCCGACCGGAUCGCGCAGAUGGAGGCGGAUCGGCAGAAUCUGUGCAGUGCGGCGCAGCGUGGCGAAGCCGAGGCGCGCAAGGCGGCUGACGCAGUACGUCACGUGACAGAGGAACAAUCGCGGCUGCGCGCCCAGCUGGAGCGACUGUCGGUCGAGCUGGCGGACUCUCUUCGUCAGAGGCACGAGCAACACGAAAGCCGUGUGCGCGAAUCGCUCGAUUCACUCGCCAAAAAGCAGGAGACCAUGUUGGAGGCUCGUCUGGAGGCAGCGCUAGGUGACCGUCUGGCAGACCUACAGAAGGCGCAAGAGGCUGCAGAUGGCCGCCAGAGGCUCCUGGACGAGGCCGAGCCGUGGUCACCGAUGCAGCACUUACAGGAGCUGCCCCUGCUGAGGAGCUCCAGGGACGCCCCCUUCCGCUGGGUGCUGUCAGGGUACCAAAGGCUGAAGGGCGAGAGCCAGCGCCACGGCCAGCCGCGGCUGUACAGUCGGCCGUUCGGCAUCGAGCGCGAGGGCAGCGUGCGCUGCGUGCUGCGGCUCGUCGCGUGCCUGGGCGUGCCUGCGGGCCAGGAGCCCGGCGACGCGGUGCAGCUCGGUCUCGAGCUCCUCCACUCGGCCAAGUGCGCCAAGAAGUUCGACUUCUGCCUGCGCCUGCUCGACCGGUCAGGCAGCGACCGCCACCUCGUGAAGACCUUCUCCUCUUCGGAGCUGGCCGUGCCGCGCUACUGGUUCUCGCGGCCGGCCCUGGGCGUGGUCAGCUUCGCAGUGCUCAUCUCUGAGGAGCGCAUGCUUCGCGAGGGACUCCUCUCCAGGGACGCGCUCGCCAUCGAAGUCGGCCUGCAGUGACAGUGCCUCGUGCACUCUGCAGAGGCAAAUCGGGGCCCGCUGUGCCUUCAAGUACCGAACAAGAAAACGUUGAUUGGUGGACAAGAUGUGGUGUUCAGUUGUAGGCGCAGUAAAUGUGGUGCCGGUUUUUUUGUUCCAAA
Dermacentor albipictus is the source of this 1452-nucleotide messenger RNA. Its product is annotated as golgin subfamily A member 6-like protein 4. The record is from RefSeq and is a predicted model, not a curated record. Gene Ontology annotation, molecular function: protein binding. NCBI's taxonomy places the organism in Eukaryota, Metazoa, Arthropoda, Arachnida, Ixodida, Ixodidae.